Linum trigynum is the source of this 1485-nucleotide messenger RNA. The record is from the annotation of a GenBank genome assembly. NCBI's taxonomy places the organism in Eukaryota, Viridiplantae, Streptophyta, Magnoliopsida, Malpighiales, Linaceae.
AUGAAAGCCUGGGCGAAGCAGCUGAAGAGGUCGUUCGGGGCCUCAUUUCUAUGGCUCGUUUGCUUGAUUUACUUCACUCAGGGUUUCAGAUCAUUUGUAUGGACAGCAGUUUCCUACCAGCUGAAAGACAAGCUUAAACUGUCACCAUCAGCCUCCCAGUUUGUGUCUUCAGUAGCAUUUUUCCCAUGGAGCAUUAAACCGCUAUAUGGAAUAGUAUCUGAUUGCAUCUCCAUUAGAGGAAGAAAGAGGAUACCGUACCUCAUAAUUGCCACCAUCCUCUCUCUGGUGCCAUGGCCGAUAUUAGGCCUGAAUGCAACUUUCAGGAACUCAAGCUGGCAUCUCAUGGUCUUGUUGACAGCACAAAACCUGGGUACUGCUAUGGCAGAUGUUGUGGUUGAUGCAAUGAUUGCUGAGGCUGUGCGUUCUGAGAAGGCCUCGUUUGCAGGAGAUCUGCAGUCACUUUCUUGGUUUUCAAUGGCUCUGGGUGGUAUAUGUGGAAGUCUAUUGGGAGGAUAUGCAUUAUCGAACUUACCAAUCGACAAAAUUUUCCUUCUUUUCACUGUACUCCCCGCAAUACAGCUUUUCUCCUGUGUUUUGGUUGAGGAGACUCCUGUAAGCAGUGGGGAUGUUCCUACAUCUGAAGAUUUAGGUGAUUCCCAUGAUAUGAACGGAAAUAGUCCUUCUGACGAGGACAGUUACUCUACGAGGAAGUCCAGCUCAACUAUCUCCAAAAGGAAGAAAAGCAAAAAAAGGGGCAAAAAGAAGAGAUUUAGCAACAAAUCGCAGUUCGUUGAGAAAGAGAAUGCUGGAAGAUUAAGUUGGUACUACUCGUUGAAAUCAGCUACUUACAGCUUGUUACAAGCUUUCAGGAAGCCGAUCAUACUAAGACCGAUGGCAUGGUUCUUUCUGGCACACAUCACUUUCCCCAACCUCUCAACAGUCAUGUUCUAUUACCAGACAGAGUUCCUGAACUUGGACGCAGCUUUCUUGGGGACUACUCGUGUCAUUGGCUGGUUAGGCCUCAUGCUUGGGACUUUCGUUUACAAUCGACACUUAAAGACCAUGAAACUAAGAACGAUUCUACUAUACACACAUAUCGGGUUGUCCUUGUUGAGUCUCCUGGACAUUGUUCUUGUCUCCCGAAUGAAUCUUGCCUAUGGGAUAACGGAUAAGCAUAUGGUCCUCGUUGGAUCUGCUCUUGCUGAUGCAAUUAAUCAGUUCAAGUUCAUGCCAUUCCUCAUUUUAUCGGGACAGUUGUGCCCACCAGGCAUUGAAGGAACUCUAUUUGCCCUCUUCAUGUCUAUCAACAACUUUGGUUCCACAGUUGGGUCGUUUGUUGGUGCUGGAUUGGCUUCCUUCCUCAACCUCUCAUCAGGAUCUUUUGACAAUCUCCUUCUGGGCAUAGCGAUCCAAGUUGCCUGCAUCUACAUUCCUGUCCUUUUCCUGUUCCUAAUACCGAAAGAAGCUACUGGGGUAUCAGCAUAG